AUGAUGAUCCUUAUCCUUCUCAUGUGUCUUCUAGCCAGUCACGCGGUCUCAUUUAAUUUGUCAGAUUCAGUUUACAAUGUCACUUUCCAUGAACGCGAUCGCCCUACCAUAUCACCUCACGACUUCACUUGGGUUAAGAAGUGGGCAGCGGUCGGAGACAGCUAUACUGCUGGGAUUGGUAGUGGCAAACUCUGGACUGAGCGUGCCGAUGACCGCAAGUGUUCUCGCUACGAUCAGUCCUACCCCGGUCAGCUCAAGCACGUCUUUGGCCCUCAGGUAAAGCUUUUUGAGUACAAGGCCUGCAGUGGGGCUCGAACGGGGCAGAUCUUCGAGCAGGCCAAGAGUCUUUCCACCGGCCACGACGUGGUGGUCAUCAGCGCUGGAGGGAAUGAUCUAUGCUUGGCCGAUAUCAUCAAGACCUGCAUUUUUCUACCAGUUCAGGGCGAAGACAAAUGCCAGGAGGUUCUGGACCUGGCGCAGCACAACAUCGACACCAUCCUGAAGCCCAACAUCCGUGAGAUUAUCGAUAUACUGAGGUACAAGCUCAGCUACAACGGAAUGAUUGUCUGGGUGCUGUACGGCCAAUUCUUCAACCUCGAAAAUGAGGAGUGCGCCACACACCAGGAUUGGUCAUUCCCCCGUCUGGGGGUGGUCAGUGGGCUGCCUCUGACGAUUGAGCGCCGGCGCAAGUUCAACCAGCUCGUCAUCAACAUCAACAAGGCAAUCCGGGAGACCAUUCUUGGCGUCCGUGGGCACGUGUACCAAAAUCCCUACAUCCGGAUCGCUGAUUGGGACGCCUUUGUGGGCUACGGCAUGAGAGGACAGUUCUGUGUCCCUGGCACGACGGGCGAGUACCCCGACCCCAGACAGCCAUACUUGCAUUUCUUCAAACCAGACACCGCGGUCGAUGGACAUCAGGAGCUGCGCAAGAGAGAAGUGGAAGCUAUGGUGGAUCUGCAUUUCGAUGACACCCCUAGUCUGCUGGCCGGCGAACUGCGCCCCAUGCUGGGAAUUAGCACUAUUAACACCACCACCAAUCUGACCGAUCUUGCCCGCGUCGAAGCCGAGCUGAUCGAGCGCAGCCUGCUCCUUAAUUCCCGCAAUCCGUCUCCCCCCAACUGUCCGGCCGACGGCGGCUCGAUCAAUGUCGGCCUUCCCGUUGGCUGGGGCAAGUUCUUCCACCCGAACGAGUUCGGCCACAAGACCAUCGCUUCCUUCGUACUCAGCGAGAUCGUCGCGCAGCGCGCCGUGAUCAUGCAGGCCGCGAACCCCAUGUGCCAGGCCAUGGACAACAUCUUCAAAUGCUGGCAGCCGGACGGCCGCAGGGACUACGCCUCGGCCGACCUGAUGAAUGCCAACUACAAGACCUUCUGCAACGAGUUCCAGCCGCCCACCAGCUCGCACGAGCGCGACUUCGACCGGGUCAUCAACUCGUGCGACGGCAACGACCCGGAGCACAACCCCCUAAACUGGAAGUUCGGCGGCCGCUGGGUGCGCGGCAACUACAUCUACGAGGUCAACGUGAUAAACUCGUUCAAGCGGCCGUGGCCCGUCAUCCGCGAGGUUGACGGCAGCUGCCACAGCAAGUACCGCGGGCUCUGGGACUCGUACUGGAUCCGGGGCCGCGGCUGGUCCACCGGCGACUUUGGUCAGCAGUCCUUGCUUCCUAAUGCCAAGUCUUGUGUCGGGGGCGGGGUCACGGCGUGGGAUUUCAAGUAUCUCAAUGGCGCGGAGGAGAAGGAUGGCAUGGAGUGGGAGGUCUUCUUCCGCACUCCGGUUUGGUGCAAUCCCAGGUGCUUUGGCAAUAAUGCUGUGCAGUUCGCGUCUGGUGGGUUCACUCAUGGGUGUUAG
Messenger RNA from Aspergillus japonicus CBS 114.51, 1851 nucleotides. RefSeq names its product esterase family protein. Gene Ontology annotation, molecular function: triacylglycerol lipase activity. NCBI's taxonomy places the organism in Eukaryota, Fungi, Ascomycota, Eurotiomycetes, Eurotiales, Aspergillaceae. Gene Ontology annotation, biological process: triglyceride catabolic process. The record is from RefSeq and is a predicted model, not a curated record. The coding region runs from base 1 to 1851 and encodes 616 amino acids. The transcript is spliced from 3 exons.